CGCGAACGAGCGCUUGACGUCAGCAUAACAACAACCUGUCAUGACAGUCCGUAUGGGGGAAAAAAAUAAUCGAUUAAAGAUUUAAUAUUCAGUUAAAUACACUCCUUUUCAACUGAAUGUAAGAGUUCAGUUUGAAGUGUGUGCGAUCCAGGACGAACAGAACAUUCUGAAACCUGUCAUCUAGCCAGCCGAAGAGACGGGGAACAGGAUAGGGAAGCAGGGCGAGGCGGGCCCCGCGGAGCCGGUGGAGAAGAUGGCCGGCAGCCCGGAGAAGAGUUCCACCGCACAGGAGCUGAAAGAGCAGGGGAACCGGCUUUUCCUCUGCCGCAAGUACCAGGAGGCUGCUACUUGCUAUAGUAAAGCUAUAAACCGUAAUCCAUCAGUGGCAGUAUACUACACCAACAGGGCUCUCUGCCAUGUAAAACUGCAGCAGUAUGACAAGGCUCUGGCAGAUUGUAAGCACGCCCUGGAACUAGACAGUCAGUCGGUUAAGGCCCACUUCUUCUUAGGCCAGUGUCACCUGGAGCUUGAAAACUAUGACGAGGCCAUUGGCAACCUGCAGAAAGCUUAUAACCUGGCAAAAGAGCAGAGGCUGAAUUUUGGAGAUGACAUCCCAAGUGCUUUGCGCAUUGCCAAGAAAAAACGUUGGAACAGCAUCGAGGAGAAGCGUAUCAACCAGGAGAAUGAGUUACACGCCUACCUAACUAAACUCAUACUGGCUGAGAAGGAAAGAGAGCUAGAAGAAUACAAAGAAAAACAGGAUGACAAUCAAAAUGGAGGUGAUGUUGCCAAGAUUUCAUCAAAGCAUGACAAGUAUUUAAUGGACAUGGAUGAGCUCUUCUCCCAAGUGGAUGAGAAAAGAAAAAAGCGUGAAAUCCCAGAUUAUCUUUGUGGGAAGAUCAGUUUUGAGCUGAUGAGGGAGCCCUGCAUCACACCCAGUGGAAUCACCUAUGACCGCAAAGACAUCGAAGAGCACCUACAGCGAGUCGGUCAUUUUGAUCCAGUCACCCGGAGUCCCCUGACCCAGGAUCAGCUGAUCCCAAACCUGGCUAUGAAGGAAGUUAUCGAUGCCUUUAUCCAGGAGAACGGCUGGGUGGAGGACUACUGAAGAGACGCCUCCCUUUUCUCCUCCAUACCCCAGUAAUUACCGCAAAGCCUGGACAACAUAAGACUAUAGAGAACAGAUCACCCCUUGCCUGGAUAUGUACCUUACACAAGCACGAAAAGCCAGUCUGUGGAAUACAAACCGGGAGCCAUGUGUCUUGGUCUGCCGCUUCCCCCCUCAUUCUAUCUUCGCUGUAAAACUUCCAGCUCCAAAUCUCUAAGGCUCAGUGUUCAUGGCCUGCUGCUCCCUUUAAGACCAGUUUACUCUUCUCUUUAUGGUCCUUCCCUCUUUCAUGCUGUUUCUCAUCUUUUAAGCCUUGACUCCUUCCUGUACUCCAAUUAGAGACCAUGUUCUCAGGUCUCGCAGGCACCCUUCCUGCUUCAUCUCUUUCACCGUCUUUCACUUUCUCUGAGUGCCACAUUUCUUGGAAAGCACUGCACUCCAGUGUUUCACAUAUACCACCAAUAAUUAGAAAAAAAAGAAAGAAAAAAUUUUGGUGGCACAAUUCAUGAAGACAUCAACUUUUUAUUUGGCAUUUACUCCAGUAUUUUCUAGGUAGUUUUUCAUUAAGAAAUGGAGCAACUAUUGAUGUACUGUUGUUGGAAGUGGUCACGAAAAUGCCAAAACCUGUUCUAAACAAUGGUAAUUUGUUUGUAUGCAAGUUUUUCAUGAUGAAUAAUAGAAAAGGGUCACUUUUCUACAUAAUGGUGGUGGGGCUUCGUACAUACCAUCCCAUGUCACUUUACUGUAAGAUUAUGAGUAGAUAGAAGAGUUUUUCUUUCUUUCCAUAUCAAUCAAAACCCAGUACAGACAAUUGAGAUAAGUUGAAUGUAUGCAUUGUGUAUUUCUUUAGGUUUAGUGAACCUUCAGUAAUCCAAGAUGUUUUCUUCUUUAUUAUUAUUUUUUUUUUAAUCUGGACAAUGCAAGGUUUUCCUGAAAAGCCUUGAACUGGAAAAAAAAAGAAUGGCUGUAUACAAAAACAUUUUCUCAUUGCUGGAUAAAAAUUCCAAUCGUUUAAAUGUUUAAACUUGAUAAAUGAGAGACAUGAGCUGUUUUGGUGGUUGCUAAAACCUGCUUUAACAAAUGGUCUGUGCUGUCUCUGCUGUUUAUAGAAGCAAAAAUGUACUGAGACAUUGUGUGUGGCUCGUGCUGUGUGCCUGGAUUGACAGUGGACGCUCACAAUCGAGCAUGAAUUGAAUUUACUUUGAACGAUGGUUUGCAUUUUUCUCACCUUUCGCUGAUGCUUUUUCUCCUGAGAGUGUCAUCAAUAUAAAUGACCUCUCACAAGGAUUUGAGGUCCAGUGGCGUCACUGCCCUGACCUCCGUCAUAGAAAUGCUGGAAGAGUUAAGGCCUUCUUAUCUCAUCCAUACCUCGGUCCAAGUGUUUGCGUGCUGGCUGUCCGGCACUCUCUGUAAAACACAUUUCUAGUUCAGUGCUUGUAGUUUACAGGUUUUCCAGCUGAAUGUGUCUGUAAUGAAUUAGGCCUGUUGGUGGCCGUUUGUGUUGGGGUGCAGGCGGUGUAUAUAAUUUGCUGGUGUUAUACAGAUUUUAUUUCUUGACAAGAUAGGGUUCUUUUUUUCUUGAGAAAUCCUAGAGCUUGAGAAACUGUAUUAAAUGUAGAUAUGUUGAUAACAUAAAUGCCCGAUUCAAUCUUCAUUUGUUCCCAUUAAACCUAGAACUUGGAGUUUGUUGUGGUGUUUGAUGCGAGAUGAUCAUUAAAGAGAUACCAAGUAUGAA
Messenger RNA from Melanotaenia boesemani (Boeseman's rainbowfish), 2843 nucleotides. It is a transcript of the gene stub1, whose product is annotated as STIP1 homology and U-Box containing protein 1. The coding region runs from base 254 to 1108 and encodes 284 amino acids. Gene Ontology annotation, molecular function: ubiquitin protein ligase activity; protein-folding chaperone binding. Gene Ontology annotation, biological process: protein polyubiquitination; protein quality control for misfolded or incompletely synthesized proteins; proteasome-mediated ubiquitin-dependent protein catabolic process. NCBI's taxonomy places the organism in Eukaryota, Metazoa, Chordata, Actinopteri, Atheriniformes, Melanotaeniidae. Gene Ontology annotation, cellular component: Z disc; cytoplasm. The record is from RefSeq and is a predicted model, not a curated record. The transcript is spliced from 8 exons.